GUAAGCAGCACUAUGGCACCACUGUCGUACUUGGCACUGCUGAGCAUUUCUUGCCUGUUAGCAGCCAUCCACGGGAGUGAAAGCAGAGCGUUCAAUGAGUUUCCAGAGGGUUUCCUGUUUGGAGCUGCCACUUCAGCCUACCAGGUAGAGGGCGCCUGGAACGAAGACGGCAAAGGAGAGAGCAUCUGGGACCACAUGCUGCACGAACAUCCAGAGUACGGCCACAGAGGGGAGAACGGAGACGUAACCUGCGAUUCGUACCACCAUUAUGCUGAGGACGUACAGGCGCUCAAGGAUUUGGGGGCUAAAGUAUACCGUUUCUCCAUCUCUUGGUCGCGUAUACUGCCUAACGGGGACAUAGACGUGAUCAACCAGGCGGGGAUUGACUACUACAACAACCUCAUCAACCUGCUACUGGAGAAUGACAUUCAACCGUUGGUGACGAUGUACCACUGGGACCUACCGCAAGCCCUGCAGUACAUAGGGGGCUGGCCCAACCCCAUCCUAGCGGACUACUUCCUCGAGUACGCCAGGGUGCUCUUUGACAACUUCGGUGACAGGGUGAAGAUGUGGCUGACAUUCAACGAGCCUUACGAGUUUACGAAAGGCUACGCCACCACCGGCGGCCACGCUCCGUCGCAGGAAGCUCCUGGCAUUGGCGACUACCUGGCAGCACACACCGUCAUCAGAGCCCACGCAAAAGUCUACCGCCUCUACGACGAGCAGUACCGCUCCACGCAGAACGGUAAAGUCGGAAUCACACUAAACUGUGACUGGUUCGUACCAUAUGAUGACCAGGAGGAAUCCCUGGAGGCUCAGGAACGUGUGAUUCAGUUCCAGCUGGGCCUGUACGCCAACCCUAUCUACGUCGACGGCGACUACCCGGCUGUGGUGCGAGAACGUGUGGACAACAACAGCAGAGCCGAAGGUCGACCCAGGUCUCGGCUGCCCAGCUUCACAGAGGAGGAGAAGCGGAUGAUCAAUGGUUCUUCUGAUUUCUUUGGACUGAAUUCAUACACAGCAAGUCUUGUGAAGUCUGGAGACGUGGGUGGCUCACCAUCAUUGGAACACGACACUGGCGUUCAGCGAAUAAUCAACUUCACUUGGCCUGGCAGCGGCUUAAUAUGGUUCAGGGUUGUGCCAUGGGGUUUCCGUAAUAUUGUUAACUGGGUUUCAUCGAGAUAUCCGAACUACCCUAUUUUCAUCACGGAGAAUGGCUAUCCCGAUCUGGGAGGACUCGAAGAUGAAAAACGCAUCAGUUAUUACGGGCAAUACUUGGCAGAAUUACUGAAAGCUAUCAAUGAAGAUGGGGCCAAUGUAAUUGGUUAUACAGCUUGGAGUCUUCUCGACAACUUGGAGUGGAAUUCUGGUUUCAGAACAUAUAUCUGCUGUCACUUGCUUGAGGGAAAAAAGUCACCCGUACACCAGUAGUCAAAGCGCGAUCUUCAUUUAGCUGCUCCUUUAGAUGAGUAUUCUUUUUUGUUCCCUUUCUUAUCGGGUAGCCCAGCAGUGGAUAAGAAACUUUCUUCCUGUUUCACUUUAUACUAAGCUUUUAGGGUGAUUCUAUAUUCACAUACAGACUGUUUUAUUACUUUUGUUGACAUACAGCGUUGUAACUAAUCCUGUAUUACUUUGUUAAUGAGUCUGUAGAUAUUUGUGUCAUUUCUUAUACUUUUACAGACCGAAGUUCGGCAUCUACCACGUGGAUUUCAACAGCACUGAGAGAAUAAGAACGCCAAAGGCUUCAGUAAGCUUCCUACAUGGGAUCUACAGCAACAUGAGUGUACCAGAAGAAUACUUUACGUAAUUGCGUAAUAAAACAACAGUCUAUGGCUAUUUUAAUAUGAAUAGUCGAUAUAUGUACGUAACAUAAUAACAUGCGAGACCAAGACUACAGGUACCUUGUAUGUCAAAGCUAUCAUCAAUAACAUGCCAUAUAGAUAGUUCUUGUUACAGUAUAGGUUUCGACAAUAAAACAAUAUUACUAAUCCA
Molecule: messenger RNA, 1992 nt
Organism: Schistocerca gregaria
Lineage: Eukaryota; Metazoa; Arthropoda; Insecta; Orthoptera; Acrididae
Product: myrosinase 1-like
Exons: 11
Coding region: 13-1431 (472 amino acids)
Biological process (GO): carbohydrate metabolic process
Molecular function (GO): beta-glucosidase activity
Source: RefSeq, a predicted model, not a curated record